Penicillium daleae is the source of this 1596-nucleotide messenger RNA. Its product is annotated as transcriptional regulator family TF. The coding region runs from base 1 to 1596 and encodes 531 amino acids. NCBI's taxonomy places the organism in Eukaryota, Fungi, Ascomycota, Eurotiomycetes, Eurotiales, Aspergillaceae. The transcript is spliced from 3 exons. Gene Ontology annotation, molecular function: zinc ion binding; DNA-binding transcription factor activity, RNA polymerase II-specific; DNA binding. Gene Ontology annotation, biological process: regulation of DNA-templated transcription; DNA-templated transcription. The record is from RefSeq and is a predicted model, not a curated record.
AUGGCGUGCGAUAACUGUCGCCGUCGCAAGGUGAAAUGCAAUCGCACCCAGCCCUGCUCGAAAUGCAUCGAGGUCAACCUGCAAUGCGGUUAUCACACCGUACCUCGACGUAAAGGCCCCAAAGGCCGGACGGCGCGGGUGUUGAGUGCACUGCCGUCCCUUGCCGUCUACAAUGAGCGUCCUAGUUUAUCAUCUUCGUCGUCGUCGCCAGCAACGACCUGUGUCACCCCUCCGAUGAGCUGCGAUGUGCCUCCUUCGCUGCCCUGCCCGCCGCAGAGGGUAUCAUCUACGGUUCUUCUCGCCCAUGUCAAUGUCUUCUUAAAGCACUUGUACCCCAUCAUGCCUGUCUUCGAUUCCAAUCAGGUUGUGGAGGACUGUGGUCACGUAGAGUCCCUGUCGCCACCGCGAUACGCCUUCUUGCUGGCCCUUUGCGCCGCAACACAUCUACAGCUGAAUCUAGACGCCACGCAGGGAGAUAGUGGGCUCCGUUCCAGUGAAUACGGGGAGGUACUUGUCACUGAGGCCUUACGCACGCUCCGGGACUUUGAUCCUAUCGAACAUCUUCAAAUAGACACUGUCCUCUCGUCCUUCUUUCUCUUUGCCGCGUAUGGAAACAUGGACCGACAGAGCCAUGCUUGGUACUACUUGAGUCAGAGCAUUUCAUAUGCAUAUGCACUCGAUUUGCACCGGGAGCAGACCUAUGCUUCGCUGUCUCAUGCUGAGGCCGAACUGAGGCGACGAGUCUUCUGGUUGCUUUUCAUUACAGAACGAGCAUAUGCCUUGCAGCGCAAAAAGCCUGUCAUGCUGCAUGGUAGCAUCCGUAAACCAUCCAUCUUCACAUCAUCCGCGCCCGCACUACUCUACGGAUUUGUGAACUUGAUAUCCGUAUUUGAGAAGUUGACACCAGAGUUUUAUAACUGGAAUGCUUGUGACAGCGACGAUUCAAUAGACACUUAUGCACUUUCCAAAAUUUACCAAUCCAUCGCCUGUCCCUUACCGCCCUUGACCGAGAUCCCUGAAAUUCAGCAAGUCGACCUCGUCGUCACCCAACAAUGGCUUCAAACCCGCUUGUGGCAGACUGCCAUCGACCACGCUUCCAAAUGCGGGGAUAUCCUGCCCCUGCAGGCUCCUGCGGCCGCAGGAAGGGCCGUGAUGGGCUUCCUAGCGUCAGUAUCGCACGAAUCUACGGAUGCGCAUGGAAUUGGGAUCGAACAAAAACUGUACGAUCUCGGAACUUCUCUGGUGCAUCUUUCUCAACGUUCGCUCCAGCGUGUUGCCGCCGCACAGGUAAACUACAUGGCAGCAAAUGUGGCGGAAGUGUUAUCCGCUAUCCUCACAUCCCUGGUGAGGAUUCGAGGGGCACAAUCGUAUUUGUUUGCUUCGCUCCUGCACAAGUCGGAGAGUAUCCUGGGAUUAGAUGCCGUCCCGCAUGCGAUGAAUCUCGAUUUGCCUCUGGAUCUGGAUUGUCACAACAGACUUGUGGAAUGGGCAACGACCCAAACCAAUCUCCUUACGGUGGAUAAGCCCGAGGAGACCGCAGAAUAUGUCGACACCCAGGCCUCUGAUACAGCCUGCGGCAUUCCACAAGGGGUUUAA